AUCUAUAAACUGUAAUACUUGAUACUUCUAUACUCUUUAACCACGAUUGGAGGAAAAUAAUUCAUGCACGCAUCGCAGAACCACCGAGCGUUUGGUUUCAACAACAGCAAGAGUUCAGAAUUCAGAUUCCUCUGUUGUCUGAACUGCAAAUUCAUAUCAAUCUCUCUCAUCACAUUUCUGGGUACCCCUUAAAUUUACUCAAAAUUGAACUGGGAAGCUAGUUUUUCCAGACACCCAAUUUUCUAAUUUCGCAUUGGGUAUCUUUCAUUUUCGGAAAUCAACACAGAAUUUGAAGAACAGAGGGAGUUAAUUGAAUAAUGGGGAAUGAUAGGGUUACUAAAAUGAGCGAAAAUGAGGGAGAAGAAUCGAUUUCAGAAGACAGUGUUGCUCCCCCUCUUUCUGGAAGUGGGGUUGUUGAAGAGACUGAGACUGAUCCUGAUUUGCUGAAGAAUACGCCGUCGAAUAUUCGAAGAUUGGCUGAUGAAAUUGAGCAAUUUGAAGGUCGUCAGAAGUACCUUGCACAAACUAGGAGUCCAUCUGAUGGGGGUGAUGUUAGGUGGUACUUUUGCAAGGUUCCUUUGGGAGUUAAUCAGUUGGCUGCCUCAAUUCCACGUGCAGAGGUUGUUGGUAAAGGAGAGUAUUUUCGCUUUGGUAUGAGGGAUUCGCUUGCAAUAGAGGCUUCUUUCCUGCAGAGAGAGGAAGAGUUGCUGUCUUAUUGGUGGAGGGAAUAUGCAGAAUGCAGUGAAGGCCCGAAAGGACCGACUAGCUCAAUUACUGAGGCAGAUCUAAUGCAGAACCCUCAAAUAUCUGAACUGUAUCUUGUUGAGGAGGAGAGAGUUGGAGUGCCUGUCAAGGGUGGUCUCUAUGAGGUGGAUUUGAUGAGACGUCACUGCUUUCCAGUGUACUGGUAUGGGGAGAAUCGGCGUGUUCUAAGAGGUCAUUGGUUUGCACAAAGUGGAGGCCUUGAUUGGCUUCCUCUUCGGGAAGAUGUUGCUGAACAAUUAGAGUUUGCUUAUCGUAGACAGGUUUGGCAUAGGAGGACAUUUCAACCAUCUGGACUAUUUGCAGCUCGUGUUCAUUUACAAGGCUAUACCCCAGGACUGCAUGCCCUCUUUACUGGAGAAGAUGACACUUGGGAGGCUUGGCUGAAUGUUGAUGCUUCAGGAUUUUCCACUGUCAUCAAUUUUGGAGGAAAUGGCGUGAAGCUAAGACGAGGAUAUGCUGCAUCUCCGUCUACAAAGCCAACACAGGAUGAAUUACGUCAACAGAAGGAGGAGGAGAUGGAUGACUAUUGUUCAGAGGUCCCAGUUCGCCAUUUGGUAUUUAUGGUACAUGGCAUUGGUCAAAGACUGGAGAAAUCUAAUCUGGUUGACGAUGUAACAAAUUAUCGUCAUAUUACCUCAAGUCUAGCUGAAAAACACCUGACUCCAUAUCAACGUGGCACUCAGAGAGUUCUUUUUAUCCCGUGCCAAUGGAGAAAGGGUUUGAAGCUCAGUGGAGAAUCUGCAGUGGAGAACAUUACAUUAGAUGGUGUACGAGGCUUGCGCACUACGCUAAGUGCAACUGUUCAUGAUGUAUUGUACUACAUGAGCCCCAUCUAUUGCCAGGAAAUUAUUGACUCGGUUUCAAACCAAUUGAAUCGUUUAUAUCUGAAGUUUCUAAAAAGAAAUCCAGGGUAUGAUGGGAAGGUUUCCUUGUAUGGUCAUUCCUUAGGAAGUGUUCUCUCAUAUGAUAUUCUCUGCCAUCAAGAGAUUUUGUCUUCACCAUUUCCGAUGGAAUUUAUGUACACAAAACAUGAAAAGGAAGAUGAACCAUCGGAAAAUAAUUUCAAAUUAUCCUCUGAAUUCAACUCCAGGGAUGAUGGUACCAGAACCGCACAGGAAAGUUUAGGUGAUAACAAGUCAGAAGUACAUCAUGUUCCAACAAUGCUUGAUGAUGUUAACACUGAAGAUCAACUCCCAGUUAAUCUUUUUCCAGCUUCUUCCUCAAUUAGAGAGGAAAGCUCCAUGGUGGGAAGAGUGAGUGCAAUGCAGGGUGGCACUAAUUCUUCAGCAGCAGAUGGUCAGGACCAAUUUUGCAGUCCUGGUGACGCGUGUCCUGUAGUAAUGGGAACCUUGGCUGAAUCCAGUGAUAUCAAUUGUGACACCAAUGAAGACUUGAAGGAUAACAACUCGGAUAAUGUUGUGUAUCCCGAUGUUUCAGAAAAUGUUGCUGAAGUUCUGCACACCUUAGAAACUAGUGACAAAGACGAAGAUAUUCCAGCUCUGAAGUCAGAGCUUAACUUUCUAAAAGCACGGGUUGCACAAUUGGAAGCACAACUUGGUUGCAAUAAUACUAGAGUCAGAUCUUUUGAAGGGAAUCAGGAAGUGCAUCCAGGCAUUUCCGAUCAAGGUGAAUCUAAAGAUGUUCCAACUAGGCAAGAUGAUCUAUCAACGAGUUAUAAACCUUUUAUCAAGUACACCAAGCUUGAAUUCAAGCAGGUAGAUACUUUCUUUGCAGUUGGGUCCCCCCUUGGUGUCUUCCUCUCGAUUCGAAAUGUUCGAAUUGGGAUUGGUGAGGGAAGGGAAUAUUGGGGAGAGGAGAAAAUAAGUGAAGAAAUGCCUGCUUGUCAGCAAAUGUUCAACAUCUUUCAUCCUUUUGAUCCCGUGGCAUAUCGAGUAGAACCACUGGUAUGUAAAGAGUAUAUCGGUAGACGCCCUGUCAUUGUUCCUUAUCAUAGAGGAGGCAAGCGAUUGCAUAUCGGAUUACAGGAGUUUGCCGAAGAUGUUGCUGCACGAUCUCAGUCAAUUGUGAAACAUCUACAUUCUGUGAGGGUUCAAGUACUCACAGUUUGUCAAUCAAGAAAGAAAGACAGGCUUGAAGAAGAGGUGGAGGAUGUCAGUGAAGAAGUGCGAUCUUAUGGCUCUUAUAUGAUGGAGAGAUUAACCGGAAGCGAAGAGGGACGGAUUGAUCAUGUUCUUCAGGAUAAGACUUUCCAACAUCAAUACAUAUCAGCCAUUGGCGCACACACAAAUUAUUGGCGGGACUAUGAUACAGCUCUCUUUGUAUUAAAUCACUUGUACCGGGACAUUCCUGAUGGCCCUGACCAAGCAGCAGGUUUGCAGAGAAGCAAAACAAAAGAUGACAAUGUCUCUCAUAGUUGGUCAGAUACGAAAUAUUUAGCUGAAGAAGAACUACCAUUAACAUUCUCAACUAGCAAUCUAAUGAAUACAUCACCGAGGAAAACCAAAAAAGUUGCCAAAUGAUCGUUGUAGAGUCUGUUAUGUGCAGGCUACAAACCCCGACUAACUCUAGUUCGAGAGUACAAAUGUAUACACACAGGUGAUUUUAGGGCUAUAAAGCUUGAAGCUAAAAACUGGAGUUUUUAGGAGUUUUUUUUAGGUCAAAAGUUGUGUUCUAUGUGAAGUUUGUACAUAACCAGAUUACAGGGUCAGUGGAAAUGAUUUGUGUGUCCAGAUUUCAGUAUGAUAGAAUACACACUUGUAAGUUUCGUGUACAGAUAAAAAUUUUGCAAUCUCAAUCCAUGUAUUAUGAUAUGUGAACUUUCUCUCAAAAUUAUGAUAUGAUUGAUUCCCUCAUUAAAAGUUGUAUUGAGAUAACAAUAUGAGAAUGUGUCUUAAAUUUUAAAGAUU
Molecule: messenger RNA, 3632 nt
Organism: Beta vulgaris subsp. vulgaris (sugar beet)
Lineage: Eukaryota; Viridiplantae; Streptophyta; Magnoliopsida; Caryophyllales; Amaranthaceae
Product: phospholipase SGR2
Exons: 21
Coding region: 318-3245 (975 amino acids)
Cellular component (GO): cytoplasm
Molecular function (GO): metal ion binding; glycerophospholipase activity
Source: RefSeq, a predicted model, not a curated record